AUGGACAACCGAACAAGAAAUCCUUACCUUGCUCUGAGACCCGUGGUCUUAGGCCUUGCCAAUGUCUUUAUUCUUGGAAUCUCACAAAUCCCCUUUGUCCAAGCCGCUCCGCUCCAUACAUUCCAUCUGUUCUCCGCAGCCGAGGCACCGGAGGAAAAAGAUCCUGGGUCUCCUUCACUAUGGAUAUAUCUGACUGUGGCAGCGGCAUUGGUGCUGCUCGGAGGCGCUUUCGCUGGGUUGACAAUAGCAUUAAUGGGACAAGAUGAAAUAUAUCUUCAGGUCAUCCGGGAUUCUGGCGAGGGCAAGGAGAGAAAACACGCCGCAACAGUACUGAGCCUGCUGCGAAAGGGAAAGCACUGGGUUCUAGUCACACUCUUGCUCAGCAAUGUCAUCACCAACGAAACCCUCCCCAUCGUCUUAGACCGUUCGCUCGGCGGUGGGUGGCCAGCUGUUUUAGGGUCUACAAUUCUCAUUGUCAUCUUCGGAGAGAUCGCCCCUCAAUCUGUUUGCGUGCGUUAUGGUCUGCCAAUUGGGUCUUGGAUGGCGCCGUUCGUCCUCGUCCUCAUGUACAUCCUUGCCCCGGUUGCAUGGCCGACCGCUAAAUUACUCGACUAUCUCUUGGGAGAAGACCAUGGAACAGUAUAUAAGAAGGCGGGCUUGAAAACGCUGGUAUCACUGCACAGAAGUCUUGGGGAAGCUGGGCAACAGCUCAACGCCGACGAAGUCACAAUUAUCAGCGCCGUUCUCGACCUCAAGGACAAGUCGGUAGGCAGCAUCAUGACUCCCAUGGAGGAUGUCUUCACUCUGUCCCUUGACGAUGUCUUGGAUGAGGCCACCAUGGACAACAUACUCUCGCAGGGCUAUUCGAGAAUACCUAUACACCACCCUGACAACGACUCCAACUUUGUUGGCAUGUUACUGGUCAAAAUGCUGAUCACAUACGAUCCAGAGGACGCUAAGCCAGUUCGCGAUUUUGCUUUGGCUACCCUACCUGAGACUCGUCCAGAGACAAGCUGCCUCGAUAUUGUCAACUUCUUCCAAGAGGGCAAGUCUCACAUGGUUCUGGUGUCAGAAUCUCCAGGUGAGGACCAUGGUGCUCUUGGAGUGGUAACAUUGGAGGACGUCAUUGAGGAACUGAUUGGCGAAGAGAUUGUUGACGAGUCGGAUGUCUUUGUUGAUGUACACAGAGCCAUUCGGCGCGCGAUGCCCGCCCCGACACGUCGAAUUCCAAAGACUUUCGUUGUCUCCGAGCCUACUCCCCACAAUGGCACCGCUUCAGAGCUUGUCGACAUUGAUGAGGCCGGAACGCUCACUCCAACAGAUUUACAGAAAGCCAGGACUUCUGAGAAUACCCAGCAGAAGAUCAAAGUCAUUCCUGGUCCACGACGGAGAUCGAGCGCAGGAAAUAGUGUCGCCACGGAUUCUAAAUCCAACAAAAGACCAAGUACCGAUGAGAUCAAGGAGCAUUUCAAACAUCUUGGCCCUUCCAAUCUCGCGAGCAGACCACGGUCCACGCGGUAUAACACGGUCAAAAUAAAGCGAGCGACAGAUACAACGCCCAAAGAAAAUGGCGGCGAUGGCCGAGCAGGCCCGAUCCGGAGGAUAUCUGAGACCCCGUCCGAUUACCAAAGUGGGAUUGGCGAAGCCAUUGUGACAACUGGUGGAAAAGCGGCCAGCGACGGGGUACAAGCCCUUCAGCAAGGCUAUGGAGCUACCUCUCCUCCUGGUGACAGACGGCCACAUAGUGCGACAAAAGGGGAGCAGAUCCAUUCACCAACUGCUGAACGCUCGACGCCAGACGACCAUGACAAGGAUGACGACCAGCGCCAGACUCGACCUCUACCAAGGGCCACGACCAGUGAGAGUACAAUCGGGAGCCUGCCAAGUUCACGCACGCGUUCGAGAAGUCCGUUUUACCAGCCAAGGGGCCCUGCCAGAAGUGGUAGCAUCACAGAAAACAUAGUGGAUACGAAUGGAUUUCGCAAAGUUGUGCUCCAGACAACCUCCAGCAGCGAGUCCAAUGGGGAGGAUGAUAAUAGUGGUGCGAAUAAGGUUCGGACGCCACAUGAUGAGAACAAGCGGUUGUCAGCGGAGGUGAUUCUACGAGGGGGAAGCAGUGACCAGGACCAAGAACAACAGAAUGGAGGCAGCAAGAAGAAAAAGCGCCGACGACGCAAGAAUGGCCAGGGCAAAGGGGAGCGCGAGCCUUUGCUUGGGGGACAAUAG
This is a messenger RNA of Capronia coronata CBS 617.96, 2226 nucleotides long. RefSeq lists its product as uncharacterized. NCBI's taxonomy places the organism in Eukaryota, Fungi, Ascomycota, Eurotiomycetes, Chaetothyriales, Herpotrichiellaceae. The coding region runs from base 1 to 2226 and encodes 741 amino acids. Gene Ontology annotation, cellular component: intracellular membrane-bounded organelle. The transcript is spliced from 3 exons. The record is from RefSeq and is a predicted model, not a curated record. Gene Ontology annotation, biological process: magnesium ion homeostasis.